AUGGAAGAUGAAACUGACUACGAUGGUGUCAUUCCUGCUGGAGAAAUCCGCAACUGUAAGUGCGGCAAGAAGGCAAGGGUGUUACUCUCAUGGUCAGAGAAGAACCCAGGACGAAGAUUUUUUCGCUGUGAGGGCAACCAAUGUUCCUAUUUCCAUUGGUAUGAUGAAGAGUAUUCCCAGCAUAUUAAAGCGAUGCUUAACAAGCUCAAACGUGGAGAAACUGCCAGGAAUAAGGAGGGAGAAUACUUGAGGAUGGAAAUAUUUCGCUUGCAAUACUUGAUGGAGCACGCAAGCACCCUCGAUGCUGUUCAGUUGGAGAAGCAGCAUAAGGAAAUGAAGAUGGAGAAAAUGAAAUUGGAGAGUGAGCUUAGCGAGGUUAGGACUGAGCUGAAGACCGAGAUGAAAAAGAAUGCACUGGAGAUGAAGGAUUAUGUGAACCAGAUUAGCUCACUGAAAAAGCAAAAGGAGAUCUUCAAUUAUUUUACCAUUGCUGUUGUUGCUGUGUUGAUUAGCAUGAUUAUUUUCAUGCAAUUUUAA
Mercurialis annua (annual mercury) is the source of this 537-nucleotide messenger RNA. RefSeq lists its product as uncharacterized. Gene Ontology annotation, molecular function: zinc ion binding. The record is from RefSeq and is a predicted model, not a curated record. Bases 1 to 537 code for a protein of 178 amino acids. Lineage: Eukaryota; Viridiplantae; Streptophyta; Magnoliopsida; Malpighiales; Euphorbiaceae. The transcript has 2 exons.